GCUCGUCGUCCUCGUCGUCGUUCCAGCUCGUGAUCGGUUUCGGGUGCGCGUGAAUAGUGACCCUCGCACAAAACGUGUUGAAAGUCGGUCCACACAAGUGCUACGUAACCGUUUGGUGCGUUGGAGAAGCGGUAACAGCAACGGCAUAAUCCGACCAGGAGUACGGUGACAUAUUCACGAAAACCCGUCAGUUUCCAAUUGCGCACCACAACGAUGGACAACGACACGACGGUCUACAGCAACUGUGCCAGCCCGGCCACCUACCAGCCGUACACCUGGACGCUCUCGGACAAGCUGCGUAAGACGGCCAAAUCGGAGCUGCGCGAGGACGAGCAUCUGCGUACGCAGGGGCUGGCCCAGAUGCGCGAGUUCAUCGCCAAGAGUCCGCACAUCAAGCGCUGCCGUACCGAUGCGCUGUUUCUGUUGCGCUUCCUGCGCACCAAGAAGUACUCGAUUCCGCAGGCCUGUGCCAUGCUGGAGAAGUAUCUGACGGUGCGCCAAACCAAUCCGGUCUGGUUCGAGCGGAUGGACGUGGACGAUCCGGAGAUUGCGGCCAUCAUCGAUGGUGGGUACAUUGUACCGCUGCCCGAGCGGGACGAUCAUGGCCGGCAGGUGGUACUGUCGGUGGCUGGCAAUUUGGAUCUGAGCCGCGUGUCUUCGGCACUGUUGGCGCGCGUUCACUUCCUCGUGCAGGAGGUGCUGGCGGACGACGAGCAGUCGCAGAUCUGCGGCUACGUGCAUUGCGUGGACGAGCGGGAGCUGUCGAUGAAGCUGAUGGGCAUGUGGUCGCUGGUGGACAUCAAGAAGGUGGCGGACUGCAUACAGAACGGUUUGCCGAACCGUAUCAAUGGAUUCAAUCUGAUUGGAAUGCCCUCGACGGCCGCCACGCUGCUCGAGUUUUGUGUCUCGCUGUUGAGCGAUAAGCUGCGCAAGCGAAUUAACCUGUUCCGCACCGUGGAGGACUUUGCCGGCAAGAUUAACCGCAAGAUUCUGCCGAAGGAGUACGGCGGUACCGUGCCGAUGGCGGACAUGAUCGCUCAGUUUAAGGAGCGUUGCCGCCGGAAGCGCGCCCAGCUGCUGGCGAUGGACGAGAUGUACAUCGAGCUGUCAAAGAUGCCGGGCCACUGUGCGGACUCGUGCCGUCGCGAUCUGGAGGCAGGCAUGAUCGGAAGCUUCCGCAAGCUGGAGGUUGAUUAAACGACCACCUAAACGUUAAGAUUGUUUGUAGGCUUAAGAAGAUUGUAUUAUAUUUCCAAUGCACCAAUCGGAUUGCUUGCUAGUAAGAUAAGAAACGAAACUAAACGCUCCUUCUAAACAUAUUAGACAGAACAGUGAAUAAUAGUCCUCAUGGAGGGGAGCUUACUUCAAUUAUGGGGAUGGGUAUACAUUAUGCUCUAUCAUAUCAUUGGCGCAUUAAUUGUUUGCUUCAGCGUUGAUUAUGCUUAACCUUCAUACCCACUACCGAGACCCUUUUGUAAGAUUUAGAAAUGGCCACUAGGAACCCGAACCCGUUUUUUUCGAAAAAAAAAACAAAACAAAAAAAGCGGUAACCUUGUUCAGGCUGCAAGGAGAGGACUUUGGAGCAGGCACUGCACACGCUCUACUUUCUACUCCCCAAACACCAAAACUGUGAUUUUGUUUUACUACUACUGCUACUACAGCUACUACUAUUUCUGUUGUGUGGCUUUUUUUCUUAUAAAUGAUCAUUUUCUUGUGCGUCGUAACACGGCCACGGUUGGCGUAAUGGCUGUCCUCUGCGAUCACAUUGUUUGGCAGCGCGGAGUGGAGCUUGGAAGCCGUGUGGUAAAAUUAACCACCACGCUACUCUUGUCUUUGAGCACAUAUCUUGGGACAAAACUCUUAAACCCUGGGAUCGCGUAGAAAAGGCGUAAGCUCCGACGCCGCGUAUACAGGGGGGAGUGUGAGAGCGAGCGAUUGCGCAACGUGCACAACAAUCCUAAUUGCUAUCAAAGCAACCCUGGAGGCAGCCGCAGGCGCGUGCAAGUGGACGCGAAGAUGAGGAUGUACACGGUACAGUAAAUCAUAAUCGAACCUACGAAUAAAAUGAAGGAAGAAAACAGAAACUAACCCACGCGAA
Molecule: messenger RNA, 2098 nt
Organism: Anopheles coluzzii
Lineage: Eukaryota; Metazoa; Arthropoda; Insecta; Diptera; Culicidae
Product: clavesin-1-like
Exons: 4
Coding region: 214-1197 (327 amino acids)
Cellular component (GO): membrane
Molecular function (GO): phosphatidylinositol bisphosphate binding
Source: RefSeq, a predicted model, not a curated record